AUGGGUUGUAAAGUCGUCAGGUACAGUGGUAACGGCGGAGGUAGAGGUAUCGGUGGCGGUACCUCUGGUGGUGGCGGCAAGAAGAUGUCGAGGAUUUACGUUUCGAUCAUUCUUGGAGCAUUUUUGACGGUAGCUGUCUAUGGUGCACCAACAACUACAACGACACAGGAGCUACCUCAAAAUCCAUCGAUUCUCGAAGAAGCUUUAGACGUUUACGCGUCUUGUUCAGGUGAAUCGGAUCUUUCGGUUUGUCUCAAGUUAAAGGCGUUACGAUUCGUCGAUAGAGCUGCCAAAGCAGCUGACAUCAACGUCAUCGAUGGAUUCAGGAUUGUACAGAUCGAGGAAGCUAAGAGCAAUAGUCGUGCCGAUAACGCGAGAUCUUACAACGACAUAGAAAGUACUUUACCAAGCGAAAUCGAAGCAAAGGAAGCUGCGAUAGAUCAAGCCAUCAUUGACAGAGCAUCCAAAUUUCUUUCGACUCAUACAAUUGAAUUCAGUCUUCCAGAAGAUUUCUCACGUUCAUUGGACGAAGCUCGUGGAAAGAAAAAGAAGAUCGUGAAAUCCCUGUUACCAAUUUUGCUACUUCUCAAAGCAAAAACAGCCAUUUUGCUUCCGUUAGCAUUAGGUGCUCUUGCAUUAUUGGCAUUCAAAGCUCUCAUAAUCGGCAAGAUUGCUCUUAUUAUCAGUGCUAUUAUCGGACUUCAAAAGCUCUUGGCUAGCAAGAAUCAAAGUUACGAGGUCGUAGCUCAUCCGGUUCACAGUCAUGCUCAUUACGAAGCUGAUCACGGUGAUCAUCAUGGUUGGGCAAGAUCAGGUGGAUCCGAUCUAGCUUACAGCGCUUAUAAACCAUCAGAAUAG
Molecule: messenger RNA, 858 nt
Organism: Polistes canadensis
Lineage: Eukaryota; Metazoa; Arthropoda; Insecta; Hymenoptera; Vespidae
Gene: Osi9
Exons: 4
Coding region: 1-858 (285 amino acids)
Source: RefSeq, a predicted model, not a curated record